Molecule: messenger RNA, 375 nt
Organism: Onychomys torridus (southern grasshopper mouse)
Lineage: Eukaryota; Metazoa; Chordata; Mammalia; Rodentia; Cricetidae
Product: 60S ribosomal protein L31-like
Exons: 1
Coding region: 1-375 (124 amino acids)
Biological process (GO): cytoplasmic translation
Cellular component (GO): ribosome; cytosolic large ribosomal subunit
Molecular function (GO): structural constituent of ribosome
Source: RefSeq, a predicted model, not a curated record
AUGGCUUCUACAAAGAAGGGUGGUGAGAAGAAGGGCUGUUCUGCCAUCAAUGAGGUGAUGACCCAAAAAUACACCAUCAACAUUCACAAGCACAUCCAUGGAGUGGGCUUCAAGAAGCAUGCUCCUAGGGCACUCAAAGAAAUCCAGAAAUUUGCCAUAAAGGAGAUGGGGACUCUAGUUGUGCACAUUGAUAGUGGGCUCAAUAAAGCCAUCUGGACCAACGGAAUAAGGGAUGUUCCAUACCAUAUCCAUGUAAGUUUGUCCAGAAAACCUAAUGAGGAUGAGGACUCACCAAACAAGCUCUACACAUUGGUAACUUAUGUGCCUGUUACCACAUUCAAAAAUCUACAGUCAGUUAAUGGGAAUGAGAACUAA